AUGGUUCAGACCUGAUGCAAUGGUCACUGUAGUGGAAACUCUUCUGCCACUCAUUCUGAUCUGCAGUCAUGCUUUUGCAGAUUCAGUCAGCAGCAUCAUGGCAUCAAGAGGAGACCGGGUCAAUCUCACAUGCAGUACGCCAAAUAUACGAAUAACACAAGUCAACUGGUCCAGAGGAAAAUACCAUUAUGCAUUUAACGACAACAAAACAUCAUCAAAUUUCAGUGACACAUUUGUUAUAGACCCAAAAUUUCCACCAAGUUUAAGUAUUUUGGAUUUUCAACAAAAUGACACUGGAAUCUAUAAAUGUGUUGUAACUAACAAAAAAGGUCUAGAAACUACCAUCUGGAACGUAACGCUGACAGAAAAGGAUCAGACUAAAGGAGUAAGCGUGAUUUUAUUGUCUGGAAUCUUCAUAUACAUCUCAACUAUGGGCGGAUUACUCAUUUGUUCUUCAGCUGUUUGUCUCUGUAUAUUUUGGAGAACAUCAAACCAACACGAGGGGCAGAGUCAGACAGAUGGGGCUUUGCAGACAGCCAUGCAGUCGGGAGAACAGGGCAGACCACUGGAUGGCGCUGUUGAUCAAUAUGUAGAGAGAGUGAACUCCAUCUAUGAACUGUGAUAAAAGAUUUAAUAAUAGUUACAAAAAAACAAAAAAAAAACAAAC
Boleophthalmus pectinirostris (great blue-spotted mudskipper) is the source of this 667-nucleotide messenger RNA. RefSeq lists its product as uncharacterized. The coding region runs from base 20 to 622 and encodes 200 amino acids. The transcript has 5 exons. Lineage: Eukaryota; Metazoa; Chordata; Actinopteri; Gobiiformes; Gobiidae. The record is from RefSeq and is a predicted model, not a curated record.